UGAAACGUUCGGGACGCCCGGCGUCGUUUCCGUCCGCAAGCGGAAAUACUAAUAUAUUCGCGUUUCAAGUUUGUUUGUGUUGUUACACGUUAUUGACGUUUAUAGUUAAAAUAUUAGUGUUGUUAAAUUUCUUUUUACAGUGUUGUUUUACGUGAGUUUUCAGAACUUUGUACGUCUUCCAAAUAUCAGUAUUAUAAUAAAGUCGAAAUGUUAUUACACAAAACCACAAGUGCCAGUAGUGAAAUGAAUUAGUGCAUAUCGAAAGGAAAGCACUCUCGCCAGCUAGUCGGAAUGUUUCCUGGAUGUAUACGAGCCCCGAGAUCCGCACAAGGAUCUACAGACGAUAUUACAAAGCAGACCAAAUCAAUUGUUCAGAUUUACACGGAUUGGGCGAAUCAUUAUUUGGAGAAGGCUCGCAGCAAAAAGAGAGUUAAUUCGUUGGCCACUGAUUGCAGUGACGGCGUCCUUUUGGCAGAAGUUAUAGAAUCAGUUACUUGCCAAAAAAUUCCGGACAUAAACCGAAAACCCAAAACUCCAUCACAAAUGUUGGACAACAUUAACAUUUGCCUGAGCGUUCUACGCACGCAGCACGUAUCAGGCGUCGAGAGCGUCUCCGGACAAGAUUUAAGGGAUGGCAGACUUAAAGCUGUUCUAGCCCUUUUCUUUGCGUUGUCGAGGCACAAACAGGCUACAAAACAAAAGGCCCAUCACAUUCAACAGCAGCAGCAGCAAUUUCAACAGAUCGACAUGACGCCUAACAGAAAUCCCCGAGUACCUGGAAGCCUCACAGUGUUGACAGAACAAUCCUCAAGAAGGGGGCGUGUGGAGGAACCGCCACCUCCACCCGCCCCUAGGGUUUCGUCCAGAUCAUCACGUAAUGCGGCACAAAUUCAAGAUGGCAAACACGGACAGUGGAAACGAUACACGGACUCUCCGGGAGUAGGAAGUCCACCGCCCCCACCCGCACCGGCACCUUCCAGUCCUACGGGCAGCCGAAGAGAACGGAGAAGCAGUCCACAUGGCAGUAAAGAAAAAAGUUCCAAAGUCAGAGGGGUGCCACAAAGUUUCGGGUACAUCAAAAGGAAUAGCAACUCAAAUGGGACCAACGGAACUUGUUCUGUUAAUGGAACUUCUCCCCCCGCGACAGCUGCCGCAACACAAAACUCUUCUGGAAAAACCGCUCAAGUUUCCGCCGUACCUCGAACCAAAGUUAAAGUAUCUGGAGGUACACAAACUUGUUCCAGCGAUCUUCAACAGCCUCAAAAGACCCAAUACAAGAGCUAUUCCUUAACUGGUAAUACCGCAAAUCAACUCAGCCAAUCGGUGAGGGAACGUUUACUAAUGGGCUCACAAAGUUUACCCAAAGGUGCCGGAAGUGGACAAGAGUAUGGUCUCGUGCUAAGGCAAGCAAGGGUUAAAGCUAGCGAUGGAUCUUUAUCUGACACUCAAGUUGUCGAUGUAUCUAGUCCAUACGCCCCGUGGCUGAGGCACAGCAAUACUUACUCCGUAGCUCCAAGAUUAUCCGAAACAGAUAGUUUGGAAAGCUUAUCUAGUAUACCUGGUCAUCGUGGUAGUUUAACUCAUACACGAUUACUCAGAGAUUCUCCUUCUAGGCUUAGUAGAAGUAAUAGUAUUAGCUAUCUGAGAGAUCGGACAUUUCCAAGGUCGACAAAAUCUGAAAAAUUGUACCCUUCGAUGCUGCAUCGUAACACUGAACCCGACACGGAGCCAUAUUAUUGUCUACCCGUUGGUGCCGUCCUUAGCCAUUGGUCUCAACCGACAAGUCCCGCGCCCGGUUCCACACGAACGUUUCCUUUAUCACCGACACAUUCUACUCCACGUCACAGCAUUCCUAAAAAUGACGAUGUGCACGGGUCUUCCAUCAGCUUAGUAUCGACCGCAUCCAGUUUAUAUUCAUCCGCGGAGGAGAAACAAGCUCACGAAAUCCGAAAGUUGCGUAGAGAACUUACUGAAGCUCAAGAGAAAGUGCAGACCCUCACCUCACAACUUAGUACUAACGCUCAUGUGGUAGCAGCUUUUGAACAAAGUUUAUCGUCAAUGACCCAAAGACUGCAAAAUCUCACCGCAACUGCAGAAAAAAAGGAUUCCGAGUUGUCCGAAUUGAAAGCAGCAAUGGAGUCGCUACGAGCACAAUCCUCACAAGUGGGUAUUGGACUUGGAUUAGCGCGACAACCAUCAUCGGACAGUGUGUCUAGUCUUUCAUCUGCAUGUAGCUUAGAGAAGCACGAGAAGAAGAAGAAGAAAGGAUGGAGCACACGAGGCUUAAAGUUACGGAGUUCCUUUACAAAGGCAUUCUCACGGAACGCCAAAGUAACAAAAGUACAAACACAACAAACCGAAUCGGAGAACGAAAGACAGCCAUCGCCGCCGCCACCCGCUCCGAUCGAUUCGGGAGCGGAAGUUGCUGAAUUACAGAAACAGUUGCGUGAGAAGGAUCUAGUUUUAACCGAUAUCCGAUUGGAAGCUCUGAGUUCUGCACAUCAAUUGGAAAGCUUAAAAGAUACUGUGAUGAAAAUGAGGAGUGAAAUGUUAAACUUAAAACAAAAUAACGAACGACUUCAAAGGCUUGUGGGUGGGAGUACGACGGUUCCGCCUGACGUGGUUAAUAGUGGUACGAUGGAUCCGAUUAAUGAUCUGAUUGCUAUAGAGGAACCGCCACCAGAAGUCGAACCCGAUGGAAAGCGAAUUGUACUGACGGUGUAUUUGGGCCAACCCCAUUGCUUUGAGAAAUACUACGUGGAGCACUAUGGUAGCGAUGGGAACGGAAUAAAUGCGACAGGGGAAAUUGCAAUCGCCCACACCAGUGUCGGCGCGGCCACUUCGUGGUCUCAAUUAGACAAUGCAGUGCGAAGAGCAUUCAAACAGCACGUCGCCAGAUUAGAUCCUGGAGGCGGGUUGGGUUUAGGGGGAGAUUCGAUCGCGUGCUACAAGCUCGGGGAAUCAGAAAGAAGAUUUGAUUCUACUUCCCAACCUCCCCACUUGUUACCAUUCGGAUACGUGAUUGGAUGUGUAACGUCCCUGCAUAUUGUCUUGCAACCCGUUGCGGCAUUAGCAUUUGAAGCUUUAAUUCCCAAAGGGGUCGCUCAAAGGUUUGUGUCUUUACUAUCCGAACAUCGUAGAUUAGUUUUGUGUGGAGCGCCAGGAACAGGCAAGACGCACUUAGCGACACGUCUCGCCGAAUUUCACGCACAAUCGUUGGGACGUGAUCCUGCCGAAGCUGUAGCAACUUUCAACUGUGAUAACAAAUCGGGUAAGGAAUUACGACAAUACCUAAAUCACUUGGGUGAACAAGCAGCAACAGGUGACAAUAAUGUACUACCGUGCGUGGUAGUUCUUGAUAAUCUGCAUAAAGCGGGCCCUUUAGCUGAUGCUCUUGGAUCCCUUCCACGAAAUUUACCUUGUUUACUGGGGACCAUGGCACAAUCCGCUUGUUCGGCCACAAGUCUGCAACUUCAGCACGGAUUUCGGUGGGUCUUGGUUGCACCUCAUAUGGAACCCGCUCGCGGAUUAUUAGGACGGGUCCUAAGAAGGCGCCUUGCAAGUUUAGAAUUGGAACAAGGCCUACAACCCGAACUAGCGGCCGUGCUGGGAUGGUUACCUCGCGUCUGGCAACAUUUAAAUGCUUUCCUGGAGACUCACAGCUCGGGUGACGUCGCAAUUGGUCCUCGAUUGUUUUUGGGUUGCCCCCUCGAAUUGGACGCCGCGAGAGCUUGGUUUGCUGACGUCUGGAAUUAUUCCAUCGCGCCUUACUUGCGGGAGGCGGCUAGGGAGGGGUUACAACUUUAUGGUAGACGAGCGCCGUGGACGGAUCCCUGUCAGUUUAUUUUAGAAACAUAUCCGUGGCCAGGAGCACCUCCGCAGGGCCUGACGAGUAUUACGGCUCGCGACAUUGGGAUUGACACUGGCCCCAGUUCGCAAGCUGACAAUGAUGGCGACCCUUUACUCAACAUGCUAAUGCGUUUACAGGAAGCUGCAAACUAUUCCAGUCCGCAUUCCAAUGAUUCGGAUUGUAAUAGUUUAGACUCGACAAUGACUCACGAUGGAAACAUUGGAACGGAAAGUGUUUCCUAAUACCUACUAAAACCACCUGCACAGCUUACAUAUAAAUGAAAAUUUCAUUUAAAAUGUAUUGCCUGUGACGUAGAACAUCAUAAA
This is a messenger RNA of Photinus pyralis (common eastern firefly), 4176 nucleotides long. RefSeq names its product protein sickie-like. Gene Ontology annotation, biological process: nervous system development; neurogenesis. Gene Ontology annotation, molecular function: ATP binding; ATP hydrolysis activity; protein binding. Lineage: Eukaryota; Metazoa; Arthropoda; Insecta; Coleoptera; Lampyridae. The record is from RefSeq and is a predicted model, not a curated record.